Molecule: messenger RNA, 2319 nt
Organism: Olea europaea var. sylvestris
Lineage: Eukaryota; Viridiplantae; Streptophyta; Magnoliopsida; Lamiales; Oleaceae
Product: zinc finger BED domain-containing protein DAYSLEEPER-like
Exons: 2
Coding region: 195-2234 (679 amino acids)
Molecular function (GO): DNA binding; protein dimerization activity
Source: RefSeq, a predicted model, not a curated record
UCAAAACCUCACGAAUCAGUCUAAAGUCCACUAGGGUUUAAGAGUUCCGUUUCUCUCAAAAGCCCAUCUUCUUCUCUUCCCUUCUCUCCCUCCAUUCAGUUUUCUUCAAAAAUAACUGUAAAUUGAUUACCGUUAAACCCUAAACCCUGGUUUUGCGUCGUAAAGAUUUUCAUUUCGCCAUUGAAAAUUCAUCUAUGGAUGUCCCUACUAAUCAGGUUGAGAACUCCAAUUCAGGUGUGCAGCCUAAUAAACGCAGGAGAAAGAAGUCCAUAGUCUGGGACCACUUCACAAUUGUAACUGUUAAUGCUGACUGUAUCAGGGCCUGCUGUAACCAAUGCAAGAAAUCAUUUGCUUAUAUAUCAGGUUCAAAAUUAGCAGGCACCAGUCACCUUAAACGCCAUAUUUCAUUGGGGAUCUGCCCUGUCAGCCGGUGUAAUCAAGGGAAAUUUCAACUCGGUAUUUACAACCAUGAUACAAAAUCUGAUGUUUCUGGAAAUGGUACGAUACAACCAAGAAAGCGCCUCCGGGCUACCCCUAGACCAGCUAGUUUCUCUUUUGAUCAGGACCUAUGCAGCCGUGAAAUUGCAAAAAUGAUCAUUCAGCAUGAAUAUCCUCUUCACAUGGUUGAACAUUCUGGCUUCAUUGAUUUUGCAAGGUGUCUUCAUCCCCAUUUUAUUACAAUGAGCACCAAUACUGUCCAAGAACACAUACUGGGCAUUUAUUUCAGAGAGAAGCAAAACCUUCUGAACCUUGUUGCUGGAAUCCCAGGACGAGUUAGCCUUACUCUGGAUUUGUGGACUUCAGACCUAAGGGUGUCCUACGGACUCCUGACAGGACACUUCAUUGGCUGCGACUGGAAACUGUAUAGGCGGAUCUUCAAUGUUGUAACGUUACCAUCUCCUGACUCAGAAACUGCCUUUGAUCAAGCUGUUGCUGCUUCUCUAAAUGCUUGGAGCUCUGAGAGCAAGCUAUUUACCCUCACUCUCGACCAAUCCCAUGCAAAUGAAAAUGCAAAGAGAAAUCUUAGGGGCCUCCUAUCAAUCAAAAACUCCCGUAUUCUCAAUGGACAGCUAUUAAUUAACAGUUGUUAUGCUUGUACUUUGACGAGGCUUGCACAAGAUGCAUUAGGGUUUGUUCGGGAAACUGUUGAGAAGGUCCGCGACAGUGUUAAGUACGUGAAGACUUCAGAAGCUCGUGAAGAAAGAUUCAUCAAACUGAAACAACAGCUUCAAGUGCCCAGCACAAAGAACUUAAUUGUCGAUGACCUUACCAAAUGGAAUACUACAUAUCACAUGUUGAUGGCUGCUUCUGAACUAAAGGAGGUAUUUUCAUGCCUGGAUACUUCAGAUCCAGAUUAUGAGAGACCUCCAUCAAUGGAUGAGUGGAGACAAGUGGAAACUCUUUGCGUAUAUUUGAAGCUUUUCUACGAGGCUGCCAACAUUCUAACAGGCCCUUUAUAUCCGACUACGAAUACAUUCUUCCACGAAGUGUGGAAAAUUCAGCUAGAACUGAUGCAUGAUGCUUCGAGCCCAGAUCUCUUUGUCAGCAGCCUUACCAAACCGUUGCAUGAGAAAUUCACUAGAUAUUGGGAGGACUGUAAACUAGUCUUGGCAGUUGCUGUAGUUAUGGACCCGAGGUUGAAAAUGAAGCUCGUGGAAUUCAGCUUCCCCAGAAUCUACGGCGAGGAUGCAGACAAUUGGAUCAAGAUCAUUGAUGAAGAUGUGCACGAACUUUAUCUCGAGUACGUAGUGCAAUGCCUUCCUCCACCAACUUUUAUAGAAGAAGGAAACGAGGCUGUUGUAAAAACAGAUAUACCUCAAGACGACGGUCUUCUGCCUAAUGGUGAUAUUGGGUUUUCGGAUUUUGACAUCUAUAUUUCGGAUAUAAUGAAUGGCCAACAGAUGAAAUCCGAACUAGAUCAGUAUCUAGAAGAAUCUCUCCUACCUCGUGUACAAGAUUUCGAUGUUCUAGGUUGGUGGAGAGUAAAUAGAUCAAAAUACCCAACUUUGUCGAAAAUGGCAUCUGAUGUUUUAUCUAUUCCAGUAUCCACUGUACCCGCGGAUUCUGUGUUCGAUACAAGAACGAGAAAGAUGGAUAGCUACCGAAGUUCAUUAAAACCAUCGGUACUUGAGGCUCUUAUCUGUGCAAAGGAUUGGCUUCAGUAUGAACAUUCAGAAAUUCCAUUUGGAACUACAGAAGAAGUUCCUGGUACAAUUGUUAAUACACAAUUCUGAGUUAACAAAUUUUAAAUCUUAUUUAUAGGAUUUUUUGUGUCUCAUUAUAUAUUUUUGUCUAAUAAGAGCGUCCCUUUUCGUUGCA